Porites evermanni is the source of this 6389-nucleotide messenger RNA. Lineage: Eukaryota; Metazoa; Cnidaria; Anthozoa; Scleractinia; Poritidae. The record is from the annotation of a GenBank genome assembly.
GGCGAGCUUUCAUCUUCAUCUUCAACGUGCACGCUAGUGCAAAUGGAGAGGUAUUUUAUUUCUUGUUUAUGAUAAGAGGUCUCCACGAUCAUCCAUCUAACAGGCUAAAAACAUUCCUGUAAAGAUAGAACAAUGCAUACUAGGAUCGCCCUCUCUUCCAGUCGAAAGAGAUCGAUGAUGUGCGCGGGGAGUGUUGAGGAAUUCUAGAAAUUGGGUGGACAGAUGAGCUCAACUUUAUCAAGGAAUAAUAUCGAAUCUGGUGAAUAUAGGUGAGCUCAAGAUUGUUUUCGUCUGAUCUAGAGUUACAGUUCUUUCUUUGAUGGGAAGGCAUUUUCUUGUUUUUCUUAAUAAUCUCCUUGGGGAUGCAAAAAAGAACACAAGAACGUAAACAAAUUCCUUUCAAAUAGAAUUUCGUUCUCUACAUAUGGAUAUCCCGUGCUUUACUCUCAGCUGAAGAAAACGAUAUUGUGCAUAGUUGUCCCCUUUUCCCACACCCUAAAUUGGAUUGAUAACAAUAUAUAGCUCUUCCAUCUGUUCCUAAAAAGGUUAAUGGAAGGCACUAUAUUUUUGAAGUAAUGUAUACUCACGACUUUUUGACAAUCAAAAUCAUAACGUUGAUCGGAUUUUUAAGUAUUGAGUACACUUCAGCAAGCUCGACAUGAGUAACUACUGUGUCCAUUGCAUGCAUGCAUGAGAUCAGUCAAAUGAAUUGUUUAGGCACAUUCCUCUAAACACUUCUGUAAAGCUAAGUGCAUGUGAGUGUAUGACGAAAAAAGUCGUUAACUCCUCUUUCACGACCUUUUGACUUCAGAAGGCUUUGAAAAUGUAAUGGCCCCUUUACGGCCGUCCAAAUGUUCUGAUUUUUUGUCACCUGUUCUAAAUUAGAUCGUGCAUGCUAAUAUUUCAGUCCGUCUUUUUGAACUAUGUUAUUAUUUUGAAUUGAGAUUGCAAAGUGUGGUUUAAACAGCUGAAUUCUGCUACAGUCAGUCUCGUUGUAAUUCAGAAAAUGGAAGACAAUAAAUUUCAGUUUUGUAUGUACCAAAACAUGCAAUUUAAAAAGUGCAUGUGAUGAUCAUGAAUAAUUGCAGGUAUGUGCAGAUUGAUCGAGAUUCUAAUAAAUUGAAGCUGAUGUUUACCUUUAGUCGACCAAACUAAAGCGGGUGCUCUGCUUUAUCAAUUAGCAAACAAGCGAACAAAAAGAAGAAUUUAUUGACUUGGUCCUGGAUGCAGAAUGUUCAAAUAUAACUGAGCACUUGAUUGUGUGGCGAGAUCAAAGAAUGCAUAUGGCAGUAAAGUUUGGAACAUAUCAUUGCAAAUUAAACAUGUGCCAAACACAGCUGUCCUCUGACUCUCAGUCGUUAAACAUGCUUUAUCACUUGACUCAUCUUUCCUUUUUUUUCAGAAAGAAGUGUUAAAGAAAAUGGCAGCUUUAAGCAGUUUAUCUCCACUAUCUGAUGAUGGGUACCCACAGCCAUCCCUUUUACCAGGGGAAAUAGUAGUUGCUAGAGCCGUCAAUGUGUUGCGUUUCCAGACAAUGGCAAACCGAAAAUCGGGAAUAUCCGGAGUGUUAUAUGCAACUAACUUCCGCAUGUCGUUCUUGACAAGGAACCCAAAUGCUGAAUCCCAACUCAAUUCAGUAUUCCAGUCCAACCCCGACUUGUCGCAAGCAGGAGAGAUAUACUCGGACAUACAAAGGGAACUUCACAUCCCUCAGACUUGUAUCACAGAUAUCUUUUACUACUCAAGCUCUACUGCUGAUGGUUCCAAAGUCAAAAAGGUUCAUCCAGGUUCCAGAAUGGCAUCCAAAGUCCAUUCACUGGAAAUACGUUGCAAGGAUUUUCGAGUGGUCAGGUUUGGCUUGAAAUUUACACCCAAGAAAGAACACGUGAAAAUGGUGAAUGCUAUUGCCCAUUACAAGGCUCCAAGCUCCAUUGUUCUACUGUUUGCAUUCCCUUAUAGCAUGGCGGAGAAUGAAAAUGGCAAGGGAAGGCAGGAUACCAUACCAACUUUUAGAAAUCUGCCUGAUUGGUUAAACGAGCUGUCAAGACUUCAAGUUGAUGACACUUGGAGAGUAGCAACCGUCAACAGCAAAUUCCAAACUUGUCCAUCACUGUCUGAGAUGUUUGUUGUUCUUUCAUCAUUAUCAGAUUCAGACAUUAACAGGAUGUCACUGCAUUAUGUAGAUUCACGUCUGCCCAUCUGGUGCUGGAGUCAUCCCAAGACAGGAAUACCUAUACUGUGCGGUGGGGCUGGGAGGUAGGUUAAAAUAAUACGUUUUACAGUCGCUAAUCGUUCCACGGUUAGAUCGUUCCAUUAAACAACUGCAUUGCUAAAAUGGAGGUUGGGUGCCUGGAGUAUCCAGGGGCUUCCACUAUUGGCAGCCAGACCCUAGACUGAAAUAAUGCCCAAUGACUGGCACAACAGUGCAACCCAGCUAUGAGCCCCCACAGGCAAGGAAAGGAACAGGCACCUGUCACACUCAAAACAUCAGUGGAGAAAAAACCAACAAAGCUUAGGGGGAGGGGGGGAGGGGAAGAAAAUGGCUGACAGAACCCAGCACAAAGGAAAACUGAACGCGCCAAUGAAUCGCAUGAUAGAAGUUGCCAGCUACUGGGCAUGUGCAUGCCAAAGACAGCUGACCUCAGGCACUUAAGGCGCUUUUAGUUGUUAACUCCUUUUAAUUGCAUUUAAAUGCAUUUUAUGGUCAGAUCAUUCCACAGUUUUAGUGUAAAACUCGCUGUGAAGUGUGCUUUUUUGGCUUAUAGCUUAAAGAACAAAGUUUACACAUGAGUAGCGCUCUUGUUUUUGCUCAUGGCCUUAAGACUCUGACUGAUUCUGACUAUAUUUUGGAACAAUAUAAGCAAAUGGAACAAUCUGACCAUGGAACGAAGUGACCAGAGUAACCGUUGAACCUCCAUGUGUUACCACCUCUCAAGUGCCCACCUUUCAUAAGUGACCACUUAAUAGACAAAACACCAAACAUUUCUUAGUCGAUGGCCUUACGGUUGGAACCCUUAGUAAACAAUUAGCUCCUGUAAUGGUCCAAGGCCUUUAUGGGACCACAUUUUGAGGAUGAAAGUUUUAUAAUUUUCCAUUGUUUUUAACCUCUUGCAAGCGACCACUUGAUGUAUGGUCUGAACUCUAUAGCUAUGUUUGCUGUAUGUACUGUGCUGCUUUAUUGACCACGUGGAACUACAUGUAUUGUAUUAUUUUGCAUAGAAAUUCCAUGCAGUUAAGAUGAAAUCCACCAGGAAACUGAGUAAUUUUUACUUUCAGUGGACAAAAACCUUGUCCAAGAAUAAUUUAAAGCAUAUUGCAUUCUUUUUUACAUUUUUCAAGGGCUGAAGAUGUAAUCAGUCAUCUGUAAUAACACCAAAGAAAAUUUCUCGUGGGAGUCCGAAUAAUGAAUAUCAAAUUUCACAAGAAAUGUGAAAACAUGGGUAAAAUUCUGAAAAUUUCAUGUGUAAGAUGUAAUUUUGGGAAAUUUGACAUUCAUUGCAUCCUUAGCCCUUGAAAAAUGUAAAAAAAAAUGGAAUAUGCUUUAAAUUAUUCUGGUACAAGGUUUUUGUCAACUGAAAAUUUACUCAAUUUCCUGGUGGAUUCUGUCUUAAUUAUCUUCCAUAAAGUAGAUGAGUCUGGACUCAGACUGGACCCCUUCUUAGAAGAGACCCCUGGUGGCUCAAUUCUUGUAAGCCACUACCUUCAAUAAGCGGCCAUUUUAAGCCCUUCCUGGUUUUCUCACCAACUUGUCUUUUUAGACCAGAGAGCAUAUUCUUGGAGAAAGAGGAAACGUCUUUCUUCAGAGCACUGUCCCUGAUUCCAUGCAACACAGAGCACAAAGAGGUGAAGGUCGUGAACUUAACAAAGACUUGUCCAACAAUAAAAGAGCUACAGCAGAGCUUUCUUAAGGUUAAGGAACUCUGCAUGUUAGAAACAAGUAAAGAAUUUUGGAGCAUGGAUUCUACUUGGCUGACAAGCUUGGAUGCAUCAAGGUAUGUUGUAAUGAAUAAGUUGCUGUUAUUAAGUUACUGCUGGAUCAUCUAGCCUCAUGCCGCCAUUACUUAGGGCCUGAGAACAUAUUGUCUUCCAGUCUUCCACUCCAUCGUACCCUUAGGAACUGAAAUUAUGGGGAUUUUGCAAAAAAGAUCAGUGUAGAGUCAAGUAGUUAUGGUAGUAACACAGCCACUGCAGUAUGUAGUAGUACUUCAUUAACAUUAUGGAGGUUGAGAGAAUAGUCAGUAUGGAAUGGCAGUGUUUUUUUCUUGAAGUUGGUUAAUUCAUUUGGUUCCUUUAAAAAUUGGUCAUGCAGGGCUGUCAUUAAGUGGCAGGGGCCAAAUAUUUCCCCUGGCUACUUUUAUAGAAAAAUAGAAGAAAGCUAGAACCAAAAGAAAUCCCUUAAUUAUCCCCACCUACUUGUUGUACUUACCUGGCAAUUGUCUAUUUAGGGUGAAAACUUCACCACCCUUUAGGGAACUAAGCGAGAUUUUUAACAAAACUGGCAGUCCCCUGACAGGAACAGGGAACUUUGCGGGUCUGUGUGCGAGGGGGAUAGGGCAGGAUUAAAACAUUUUAGCUUGUUUGUUACAUAUACAUAAUUAUUUUACUUAUUUAAGUUAUCUUAUGUUAAAAUUACCAGUUUUAUGUUAUUCUUGGCUUAUUCCUUUAUCAUUUUCUUGAAUGUUGUUAGCAUUGGGGUAGAUGAAGCUGAAGAGUAUAGAUACAGUGUAAAAGUGGCCUUACACUCUCAUUAUUGUUAUUUUGUAGGUGGUUGAACUGCCUAAGACUUUCACUUGUUGCUGCCAUGGAUGUGGUGGAAUCCAUUUCUCUUGACCGUUCACCAGUAAUUAUCCAAGAAACUGGAGGUCGGGAUUUUGUGCUGGUUGUUGGAAGCCUUGCUCAGUUGAUUCUAGACUCAUUUUACCGAACAAUAAGAGGUUUCCAAACCCUUAUUCAGAAAAUGUGGGUGCUUGGGGGUCACCAAUUCCUCCAGCGCUGUAACCACAUCAGGGAAUCACGCCAGGAGACUGAGAGAGAAGAAUCUGUGGAGUCCCCUGUUUUUCUUCACUUCAUAGAUUGCGUGUAUCAAUUGACACAACAGUUUCCGUCUGCAUUUGAAUUCUCGGAGACAUACCUUCAUGCUCUGUUGGACACAGUGCAUGCAUGCAUGUUUGAUACAUUCUUGUUUGAUUGUGAGAAACAGAGAGAUGAGUUGUGUGGGACAGAACUUGGUGGAAACUCAAUGGUAUCGCUGUGGGAUUUUGUCUCAGAGCAGCUCGAAGACGCUAGAAAUUCAGAGCCUUAUCUAAAUCCAUUGUUCGUGUAUCAAAAGUCAUUGGAUGAAGGAAUCGCAAAUGGAACAAGCACAGAUUCUUACCUUAAGGUGAACACGCUUGCUCCUGGUUUAAAGUUCUGGACUGGACGUUAUCUAAGAUGGCUGCCAGUAGUACAUGUCAGCACUGGUAUGGGAGAAAACUCAUCUUCUCAUUUUCAGCAAAUGAUCCUGGCAAACGAGCUUAGGAUCUUGCGACAUCGUCUGGCUGUCAACAAGUAUGAGCAAAAUCCUAAAGAAAACCCCAUUGAUGGCGACAAAGCCCUUGGAUUUGAUGGAACUGAUUUUGAGAUAGGCGGUGACUUAAGCUUGGACUUAGAAACAAGCAAGCUGCUCACGCCCAGUCUGCCAUUUAUUGGAGACCUCGCGCUAAGCAAGUACUAUUCUGGUGAUUUGCUGACAACUGGUGGUGCAGAGAAUGCAGUUGAAGUGGGGAAGUUUUGAAUAACAUUCAUACACACAGUCUUGCUACUGAUGUUAAUUAAAGCCACUGCAUUAGUCAGAUGGCAUCCAAUUUAAUAUUAGAAUGUGAAUCAUUCAGCAUUUUGAGCUUCACUUUGAGUGUAUUCUAACUUGCAAUUGGCUUGACAGUACUGGAAAGCAAUAGUGUCUUAAUGUGGAAUUUGCACUAAACAAGUUGGUUACUGUUUCAGUGUCACUAAAAAGUUACCUCCCAAGGGAGAAUAGUUCAUGCACCAGUACUUUUAUGAUAUAUAACAAGGACAUAUUAGUUUUGAUAUAAAGAUGUGCACUCUAUAUUAAUCAUUGUUUUGUUCUGGAAAAUAUCCAUUCUCUCCACCCACCAUGUACCCCAUGAAGGCUUUGUCUUAUUUAACACUCAUCCCAUCACCCCUACCCCACCAUCCACACACCUUUUAUAAUUCCAAUGUAUUGCUUUAAUUUCCAUUUUGUUGUUCUAGAAAAUAUCAGUACUCCCUCUUAGAGGGUUCAUUGGCUUGAACCCCCAACUCCAAAUUCCACCCAUAUUCAAUUUCCAACGUGGCUUUAGACUUCCUUCAAAAAUUUUGGUUUUACGACUUCCCCUCUCCCCCACCAUCCC